Messenger RNA from Peromyscus californicus insignis, 3532 nucleotides. It is a transcript of the gene Cd36, whose product is annotated as CD36 molecule. Bases 522 to 1940 code for a protein of 472 amino acids. Gene Ontology annotation, biological process: long-chain fatty acid import into cell; low-density lipoprotein particle clearance; lipoprotein transport. NCBI's taxonomy places the organism in Eukaryota, Metazoa, Chordata, Mammalia, Rodentia, Cricetidae. The record is from RefSeq and is a predicted model, not a curated record. The transcript has 15 exons. Gene Ontology annotation, molecular function: low-density lipoprotein particle receptor activity; scavenger receptor activity; low-density lipoprotein particle binding. Gene Ontology annotation, cellular component: cytoplasm; cell surface; caveola.
UUAAUCAGUUCAGCUCGCUCAGUGGCCUCUGACUUACUUGGAUGGGAACAUGGCCAAGAAAAAAAAAAGAUGUAGGUGAUGGGUCUUCACCAGAAAUAGACCCUUGUGAGCUUAACUAUCAGUGUAAUGCGUUGCUUUUUUUCUCUUUUUUUUUUUCUCAAUUCCGCUGGCAACAAACCACAAACUGAGCUCUGACAUUGAGGUUUUUUUAAAGCUUAUUUCAACUCUCACACACAUAAGUAAUGAGGAGGUCAGGCUGGGGGGUUCGUGCUGAGGACCUUCUCUUCUUACCAGCUGCUUUCUGAAAUGAUUGGAGCAGUUGGUGGAUGGUUCCUUACUCUUCCAAAGGUAGCCUACAAAUGAUUUGAAGUAUUGAUUCUUUCUGAGCCUCACCAGACUAUUUCUUGCAAAACUCAUUGCUGUUGGUUCGUGAGUAAGGCCACGUAGGAAACACUGUAACCACACCUGGGAAUUGGUGAGAAACAAGUGCUCCACCGUGAUUCUUCUCCUGCACGAGGAAAAUGGGCUGUGAUCGGAACUGUGGGCUCAUCGCUGGAGCUGUCAUUGGUGCAGUCUUGGCUGUGUUUGGGGGUAUUCUCAUGCCCGUUGGAGACAUGCUUAUUGAGAAGACAAUCAAAAAGGAAGUUGUCCUUGAAGAAGGAACAAUUGCUUUCAAAAACUGGGUUAAAACAGGCACCAAUGUGUACAGACAGUUUUGGAUCUUUGAUGUGCAAAACCCAGAUGAAGUGGCACUGAACAGCAGCAAAAUCAAAGUUAAACAGAGAGGCCCUUACACAUACAGAGUUCGUUAUCUAGCCAAGGAGAAUGUAACUCAGGACCCUGAGGACCACACCGUCUCUUUUGUACAGCCCAAUGGAGCAAUCUUUGAGCCUUCACUGUCUGUUGGAACUGAGAAUGACACCUUCACUGUUCUCAAUCUGGCUGUGGCAGCUGCACCACAUAUAUACACAAACUCAUUUGUUCAAUCUGUGCUCAAUUCACUUAUCAAAAAGUCCAAGUCUUCUAUGUUCCAAAGAAGAACUUUGAAAGAAUUGUUAUGGGGUUACAAGGAUCCAUUCUUGAGUUUGGUCCCAUAUCCUAUUUCUACCACAGUUGGUGUGUUUUAUCCUUAUAAUAAUACUGUAGAUGGAGUUUAUAAAGUUUUCAAUGGAAAGGAUAACAUAAGCAAUGUUGCCAUAAUUGAGUCCUAUAAAGGAAAAAGGAAUUUGUCCUACUGGCCAAGUUAUUGCGACAUGAUUAAUGGCACAGAUGCAGCCUCUUUCCCACCUUUUGUUGAGAAGUCUCGGAUACUGAGGUUCUUUUCCUCUGACAUUUGCAGGUCCAUCUACGCUGUGUUUGGAUCUGAUGUUGACCUUAAAGGAAUCCCCGUGUACAGAUUUGUUCUUCCAGCCAAGGCCUUUGCAUCACCACUGCAGAAUCCAGACAACCACUGUUUCUGCACUGAAAAGGUCAUCUCAAAUAAUUGUACAUCAUAUGGUGUGCUAGACAUCGGCAAAUGCAAAGAAGGAAAGCCUGUGUACAUCUCCCUUCCACAUUUCCUACAUGCAAGUCCUGAUGUGUCAGAACCUAUUGAAGGCUUAAACCCAAAUGAGGAAGAGCAUAGGACAUACCUGGAUGUGGAGCCUAUAACUGGAUUCACUCUACAAUUUGCAAAACGACUGCAGGUCAACAUACUGGUCAAGCCAGCCAAAAAAAUCGAAGCAUUAAAGCAUCUGAAGAGAAAUUAUAUUGUACCUAUACUUUGGCUUAAUGAGACUGGAACUAUUGGCGAUGAGAAAGCCGAAAUGUUCAGAAGUCAAGUGACUGGAAAAAUAAAGCUUCUUGGCCUGGUAGAAAUGGUCUUGCUUGGGCUAGGAGUGGUGAUGUUUGUUGCUUUUAUGAUUUCAUACUGUGCUUGCAGAUCCAAGAAUGGAAAAUAAGUAGUAAAUGAGUCUACAUUUACGCACUGGCUACAUAAAGAUCUUUGAUAGAACCAAUCUACAAAUGGAGACUUAAUAUAUGCUUUGUUUUUAUAAAACACACCUCUCUUUAGUUGAAGAAAUGGUGGUGUGCUCUCUCUCUCUCUCUCUCUCUCUCUCUCUCUCUCUCUCUCUAUAUAUAUAUAUAUAUAUAUAUAUAUAUAUAUAUAUAUAUAUAUGAACUAAGCCAAAUCAUAUUUCAAAAGGAUUAAUAUGUCACUAUAGCCUAUAUUUUAAAAAAUCCAGCACUUUAUAAAGUCCAUCAUUUGUAACACUGAGUGGACUUCAGUUUCUGUAGAACCAAUUAUUCUUGUUUUGUUCUGAUUUAUUGAUGUGCUCCCGGAUGGCAAUUUUCAAGAGUAUAGAUUCUAAGCAAUUUUUCUUUUCCUUAUUGGAGGGAAAACACCAUCAUAUAUGGGUGUGACCUUCAUUUACAGCAAUGAUGGGACUGUCGCCACAUAUAUCUCAUAAGGAUGAAAUAUUUUGAAAGACAUUUAAGAAUGAAAAAUGAAUAAUUGGCAUAUGAGCCAUUGAUUAUAUAUAUAUUUAGGUCUCUUUCUCUCUGAAGUCCUUGGCACAGCAAGGUCAGAUAUCACAGAUUUUUUUUUUAUGUUCUAACAUUGAGCUUAUAUGUUUUGUCCCUCGCCAUGAAAUGGACAUUGUUAACACACUUUAACUCUUCAUAUUUAAAGCACGUUGUCAUGUUCCAUGCUGCAGAGCUUUCAGAGACUGAGUCGAUUUUCUUCUUUGUAACCUCAGAGAGCUGUUAUAGUAUUAAGAGUUGUAAAUGGUAAUAAAGGAAUUAUUUUGUGGAAUAUUACAAAAGUUAGAAUGUGCCUUAAAAUGUAUUUGUGAUAAUAUCUCCUGCUUCCAUAGUUACCUAAAAAGGACUAGUUUCUAAUAUUAAAAGACAUUGUUCCUUAUAAAUUUUUGUCUAGUUCCUAUUGCAUCACAAAAUGUCAUCUUUCUAUGGAAGUACUCCAUCUGAAGCCAUAUAUCUUUCUGAACUAUUUAACCACUCUGCUGUGUCUUAAUCCAAUUGGAAAAGACAUUUGGUUUUAUGUUUAUAGUAGCAUUGUGAGACUAGAGGUUAAUUUCUUUCCAGUGGGAGAUACAUCAAUAGGUUAUUCUGCUUUCUUUAGCAGAGUGACCUAUUGUAAAGAACAUUAGUCUCAACAAAUUCUAUAUAGAAAAGAAAAUAGAAACAACCAGUUUGUGUUUUAUGCAUAGAAAGAUAAAAGGAAAUGGGAGACAACUCUCCUGUCCAGUUAUAAAAAUAAUCAAGACUCACAGGAUAGCUUGGGGAAGGAGUGUUGGAUCAGUGCUUAAGAACACGUGAUGUUCCUCCAGAAGACCUGGGCUUGGAUCCCAGCACCUAUAUAUCUCCUUACAACUUUAUAAAACUCCUGUUAUAGUAGAUGAAAUACUCUCUUCUCUCCUCUGCAGACUCCUGUAUGCAUGUGAUGAACAUAUAUACACUCAUGCAAAUAGAUACACAUGGAUUUGAAAAAGAUCAAGAAAGAGUAUAUGAGAGGAUUUAAGGGAGAAAGGAG